AUGCACCAUAUCCAAGAUAACGCAGGGCUCAGCGUACGCAAUCUACUAAAAGAUGUGAGCCAGAGAUUUGCUGGUCAAGAACUGAGUGCUAUUGAUUAUAUGGAUGAUGGGAGCCCUAUUCAAUUGAAUAUAUCAAUAGACGGGGACAAAGGAGAGGCCAUCUUCGAUUUUGAGGGGACGGGUCCAGAAGUAUAUGGUAUUGCAACAUCAAUGCACCGGAGGCUGGUCACAUACUCAGCGAUCAUUUAUUGCCUGCGAUGCCUUAUUUCAGCAGAUAUCCCAUUGAACCAGGGCUGUUUGAAACCUAUUCACGUUCGAAUUCCUCCUGGAAGUCUCCUAUCCCCCUCGGAAUCAGCUGCCGUGAGUCAACGAGUGACCGACGUCAUUUUGAGGUGCUUCCAGGCUUGCGCUGCGUCACAGGGUGAUACCAACAACCUCACAUUCGGGUUUGGAGGGAAUAUGCCCGGUGAGACGGAAAUGAAAGGGGUUGGUUACUAUGAAACCGUGUUUGAGCGUCGGUACCCUGUGAUCCUCCAAGAGUUCAGUCUUCGACCGAAUUCAGGAGGCAAUGGUCAGCAUCGCGGUGGGGACGGCGUUGUGCGAGAUAUUGAAUUCCGUAUUCCCGUGCAAGUCUCCAUUCUUUCCGAACGAAGAGUCUACCAUCCAUAUGGAUUGGAGGGAGGCGAGGACGCCCAGUGUGGUCAGAACAUCUGGGUGCGUCGCGUGAAGAAGCAAGACGGAAGCUGGGAGACAAGAUAUAUCAACCUCGGUGCGAAGAAUUCCGUUCAGAUGCAAGCAGGGGAGCGCAUCAUUAUCCGUACACCCGGAGGGGGAUGGGGUCAAAUCGGAGACCAGAGCCAGCUUAUCCAAGAGAAAGAUCAUCGUCGUGCUUGGCGGGGAGGUUCUAUUGCCAACAACACCGCGACGCAAGAGGCGAGUAUGUGA
This is a messenger RNA of Penicillium egyptiacum, 945 nucleotides long. The record is from the annotation of a GenBank genome assembly. Lineage: Eukaryota; Fungi; Ascomycota; Eurotiomycetes; Eurotiales; Aspergillaceae.